This is a messenger RNA of Fragaria vesca subsp. vesca, 2331 nucleotides long. RefSeq lists its product as uncharacterized. The transcript is spliced from 9 exons. The coding region runs from base 1 to 2331 and encodes 776 amino acids. Gene Ontology annotation, molecular function: DNA-binding transcription factor activity. The record is from RefSeq and is a predicted model, not a curated record. Lineage: Eukaryota; Viridiplantae; Streptophyta; Magnoliopsida; Rosales; Rosaceae.
AUGGACGGGUCUCCGGAAACGAAUCGGGUCGCCGCGGUCGCCAACUCAUCGCCGCCGCAAUCAUCGUCUCCGGCUGUGCAAGAGUCGCCUUUCUCCAAUUUCCUUAGCAAUCUCACUCCUAUCAAUACGGUUAAGAGUGACAGUUAUUCGCAAAGAUUAGUAGGAGCCUUCUUGCCGACGCCACCAGUUGUGUUUACAUCUCCUCGUAUUGAUUUGGAGCGAGAAACCGGUUACUUGGAAAUGAAUGAUAUAGUUGAAGCAGGUUCAAAUGUUGAUGUUUAUAAAGAAUGCAAUACAACGAUAGUCCAGAGUGCUAGUUUUAAGAAGGAGGUCCAGUUGUGCGGUUCAUCAGGCUGUAUUGAUGAAUAUAUGGCUGACCCUGCAAAGGUAGACUGUACACAUUCUGCUGAUAUACAGAGUGGUAUCACUGCCAGCAAAGAAUCCAAUACAGAAGUUCAUGAGGAUAUUGAUGGUAGUACAAAGAGUGAGGCCCUUACAACAUCGAAUCAAGCUGAAGAGGAUCUCCAUUUACCUUCACUGAAACAGAUUGAAGCCACAGUCAUUGAGAGGACUGAUAAAAAUAGCGUAGCUCUUGUCACCCGAGCACAAAGCCGUGGACAGAAUACAGCUAAGGAGGUUAGUCAACACCACCGUGGUAUACGCAGGCAUCUCCAAUUUGAGACUGCAGUAGCCCACAAGAAUUCUAGCUUUGAUAGCCAUAAAAGUCUUUGCAGUCUGAGACAUGAUACUGCCAAUUUAAGGUCAGCUUCUAAACGAAUAAACUUGAAGACUCUUGCUUCUCAAAUAAAUAACAAAGCCUUCAACAGUCCGCAGGGUGUUAGCUGUGACACUUCACAGUUGUCUUGCCUGUAUGAGUCAGUUAGAUCCGGCCAAAUUUGUUCUGGUAUCGGUUUACAUCUGAAUAGCAUUACUCAGUCUACAUCCAUGAGCUCAGAUGUAUUUUCAAGCAGGAAAUCAACUGGUUGUCUGAGCACGCCUGACCAGAUGUUGGAGCAUGACAACUUGGAACACGAAUCAAGUAGUAGCUUUAUUUCAGCUAUACCUCAGCAAAAUUAUUCUUGUAUGGGCGAUGAUCAGCAAGGAAGUCAAACGGCUGUGCACACUACGUUCAGUUUUUAUUCUACUAAUGGUUUACCAUACCUACCAUGUGAUUCUACGGAUCAGAUGCUGGUUGACCAGGACUCGGUUCCUUUUGAGGAGCUGAAUGCGUCAGAGGGUGCUAAUAAGAUUGAGGAAUCAAACCAACUGAGCGAGAAAAGGAAAAGGAGAAGAGGUGCAGAGAUAAGUGAGGGUUGCAAACGCUGCAACUGUAAGAAGUCUAAAUGUUUGAAACUUUAUUGCGAGUGCUUUGCAGCUGGAGUAUUUUGUUUGGAUUCAUGUUCAUGUGAAAACUGCUACAACAAGCCUGAGUUUGAGGACACUGUUUUUGAUGCUCGUCAGCAAAUUGAAUCCCGUAAUCCGCUUGCAUUUGCUCCCAGAGUUGUUAAGCAUGAUUUCAACUCUUCACCUAAGAUUAUGGAAGAAGCUGACUGGACGACCCCAUCAUCAGCCAGGCACAAGAGAGGUUGCAACUGCAAGAAGUCGAAGUGCCUGAAAAAAUACUGUGAAUGCUACCAGGCUAAUGUUGGAUGUUCUGCUGCAUGUAGAUGUGAUGGUUGCCAAAAUCCAUGUGGCACUACGGCAGACCAAGAAUACAACCGAGCUGAAAAAUGGGAAACCCACAUUGCUGACAAGCUGGAUACUAUUAAGUGUGGGAAUGAUUGCAUCAAGGCCACAAGUAUGGAUACGUACUCUCCUUCAUGGGAAGGACUUUCGGUUAUAAGCAAUUUCACCCCAUUGUCAAAUCCUUGCUCAAGUACCAUGGUUUCUUCAGCUUCAUCGAUUAUGAGAAACUGCACAAAAAAUUCACAAGCCCGACUGCAAUCAAGCAGGCUUCAGCCAUCAGGUACUGGUCAGUUAAAAAGGGGACGGUCGCCUGUCAUUUUUACCCCACAAGAAUUUGAAAGCAAGGGACCCUAUCAGCUCAGUUCUGAUGGUGCCAGUUAUGAAAGAACGGAUGAUGAUAUACCUGAGUUACUGAAGGAACCUUCUAUUCCCCCCAAGGUAGUCAAAGGUUCACCAAACCAGAAACGUGUGUCACCUCCACAAUCCCGAGCUGAGAAGUUGCGGUCAAGGUCUCCUAAAGGCUUGAGAAGUGGCCGCAAAUUCAUUUUGCAGGCCAUGCCUUCUUUCCCUCCUCUGUCCCCUUACAGUGAUUCUAAAGCUGUCAAUGAUACUAUGAAUGACCAUGAAGGUACCCACAACAAUUAG